AUGGCCUUCUUCCAGCUUGGGUUGCGCCGGGCAGCUGUCCAGCUGUCCAGGCCAUCCGUCUUUUGCGCCAGAGCUGCUUUCAAGGUCUCUCACCAACAGUCUCCUGCUUCCACCAUCUUGAAGCUCGUGAGCCAGGCUCGUCACACCCAGUCCCGGAACUAUGCUACCCAGAAAGUCCAAGAAUCUCCCCUCAGCAAGCUCGCCACCGAUAUUGCUAAGCCCGCCUCGUCUGACAAGUCUGAGAAGAAGUCCAGCUUCCCAGAAACCAGCUCGAAAUCUGUCGCCUACUGGCUCCUCGCCAGUGCUGCUUCUGUCUUUGGUAUCGUCAUCUUUGGUGGUCUGACCCGCUUGACCGAGUCUGGCCUGAGUAUCACCGAAUGGAGACCCGUCACUGGUUCCCUCUGGCCUGGCUCCCAGGAGGAGUGGGAGUCCGAGUUUGAAAAGUACCGCGCCUCUCCCGAGUUCAAGAUGCUCAACUCGACCAUGAACCUCCACGAGUUCAAGCAAAUCUACUUCAUGGAGUGGACCCAUCGUCUCUGGGGCCGCUUCAUCGGCAUGUCCUUCGUCCUCCCGACCAUCUACUUCAUUGCUCGUCGCCGCGUCACCCCUCGUAUGGCCUGCACUCUUGUUGGCAUCUCGGCUCUCAUCGGCUUCCAGGGCUUCAUUGGUUGGUGGAUGGUCAAGUCCGGUCUCAAGGAUGACCUCUUUGCUCCCGGCUCCCAUCCCCGUGUCAGCCAGUACCGUCUCGCUGCCCAUCUUGCUACCGCCUUCGUCUGCUACUCCUGGAUGCUUCUUGCCGGUCUCAGCAUUCUCCGCACUCACAAGGCCAUCAAGUUCCCCGAGCAGGCUGUCAAGAACUUUACUGCUCUCCAGUCGCCUGCCCUUAGAGUCCUCCGCGGUUCCGUCGCUGCCCUCACUGUUCUGAUCUUCACCACUGUUCUCUCCGGCGCUCUCGUUGCUGGUCUCGACGCUGGUCUCAUUUACAAUGAGUUCCCUAUGAUGGGCAACGGCCUCGCUCCCCCCAAGUCCGAGCUCUUGGACAAGUUCUACUCCCGCCACGAGGAUGGUUCCGACUUGGUCUGGCGCAACAUGCUCGAGAACCCCUCGCUCGUCCAGCUUGACCACCGUAUCCUGGCCAUCACCACCUUCACUGCUGUCUGCGCCCUGGUUGCCUACAGUCGCUCUGGCAAGGUCAAGGCUGCACUUCCCCCCGCUGCUCGCAAGGGAAUCACCGGUCUUCUCCAUCUCGUCUCUUUGCAGGUUGCUCUCGGUAUCAGCACCCUCAUCUACAUGGUCCCCAUUCCCCUAGCUGCUGCCCACCAGGCUGGUGCUCUUGCCUUGUUGACCGGUGUUCUCGUUGCUGGCCAGCGCCUUCGUAUCCCCAAGGCUACCUUGGCUAUGGCCCAGAGAAGACUGGCUCAGCUGGCUCAGCAGGCCAAGACCUAA
Molecule: messenger RNA, 1446 nt
Organism: Neurospora tetraspora
Lineage: Eukaryota; Fungi; Ascomycota; Sordariomycetes; Sordariales; Sordariaceae
Product: cytochrome oxidase assembly protein-domain-containing protein
Exons: 2
Coding region: 1-1446 (481 amino acids)
Biological process (GO): heme A biosynthetic process
Cellular component (GO): mitochondrial inner membrane
Molecular function (GO): oxidoreductase activity, acting on NAD(P)H, heme protein as acceptor
Source: RefSeq, a predicted model, not a curated record